AUGUAUACCGGUAUCCCAUGCACCAUUGGGGCAGAGCACCUUGUCUCCACCACCAAGCCCGACCAUAGUCGUCGUUGCAUUCGCAUAAAUCAUCGCACGUCUGAGCCGCCCACCCUCGCCGGCCCCCUCUGCCCGCCUGAGAUGAUGCCUGGGCCAAACCAUCCGUUCGCAUCGCCCAACGCUAUACCGCCCCGCACCAGCUCCACCGGCAUCCUCAACGCGAACACGAUCCAGCACCGCACCAGUGUCCUCCGCCCACUGAGCGAGAUUGACUGGCUGGGUCAGAGCAAGAAAAGCAAGACGAGCCACUCGGCAGACCCGUUGAAUGCGCCCUUGCACGAGCCACCAGAGCCAUCGACACACAGUCGCUCGCAGACAAUGUCAUCUGGCCUGGAGAUGGACAACCAAGUACUCAUGGACAAGUCCAGCGAGAAGACGUCCUCGCAAGGCAACAGUCUGCUGGAACCAAGCACGUCAUACCCAACACCCCUCUCCCCGCCCGCAGAUCACAUCAAAGACGUAGGCGAGGACCUAAUCUAUGGCAACGGCGUUGCAUGGACGCAGGAGAAGGAGCGCAUCCUGCUUGGCCCGUACGACUAUCUCUACGGACACCCAGGCAAGGACAUACGCAGCCAAUGCAUCGCAGCCUUCAACCUAUGGCUGCAUGUCCCUGCAGAGCGGUUGGAAAUCAUCACACGCGUCGUGGGCAUGCUACAUACCGCCAGCUUGCUCGUCGACGAUGUCGAAGACUCAUCACUAUUGCGCCGCGGAAUACCAGUCGCGCACUCCAUCUUUGGAAUCCCGCAGACCAUCAACUCGGCAAACUACGUCUACUUCAAGGCAUUGCAACAUUUGCUGCUCAUGCAGAAUCCCAAGCUGGUUGACAUCUUCACCGAGGAGCUCUUGAAUCUUCACCGUGGGCAGGGCAUGGAUCUAUACUGGCGGGAUAGCUUGACCUGUCCCAGCGAAGCCGACUAUCUCGAGAUGGUGGGGAACAAGACCGGGGGACUCUUCAGGUUGGCAAUCAAGCUGAUGCAGGCUGAGAGUGCAGUGGAUGUCGACUGCACACCCCUUGUAUCUACCAUAGGCCUCCUUUUCCAGAUCCUCGAUGACCACCUCAAUCUCUCACCAACAUCCGGCUACACCAACCUCAAAGGCCUCUGUGAAGACCUCACCGAAGGGAAAUUCUCCUUCCCUGUCAUCCACGCCAUCCGCGCCGACCCUUCCAACCAAGUCCUAACCAGCAUACUGAAGCAAAAGACGACUGAUGAAGAAGUCAAGCGUUACGCGCUGAAAUACAUGGAAAGUAAGGGCAGUUUCGAUUACAGCAAACGCGUGCUCGAGGAACUGCGAGCCAAGGUAGAAGAGCACGUGAGAGUUGUGGAAGAAAGGCUGGGAGAACCGGGCAGAGAGGGAGCCGAGGCGCUGAGAGUCCUGCUGGGGAGACUUGUGCUGCGCUAUGGCAGGCCGCAGCUCCGACUGGGAGCUUGCAGCUUCACACCCCAGAGCAUAAAGGCCGAAACGGGGUCCUAG
This is a messenger RNA of Plenodomus lingam JN3, 1533 nucleotides long. RefSeq lists its product as uncharacterized. Gene Ontology annotation, molecular function: prenyltransferase activity. NCBI's taxonomy places the organism in Eukaryota, Fungi, Ascomycota, Dothideomycetes, Pleosporales, Leptosphaeriaceae. Gene Ontology annotation, biological process: isoprenoid biosynthetic process. The record is from RefSeq and is a predicted model, not a curated record.